AUGGAUACCAGACAGAUAUGGCAGCCCAUACAUCCGAGCCUACGGCCGUACCUGGACCCGGAGUACGUCGCAUUCCACGAUCAAUAUAUGCAAUAUGUCAUCCCAGAUGAUCUCAAGAUCUGGGACGGAACGGCACGAACACAUCCUUCCCUUCCACCCGGAGGCUCGGCUCCGAUCAAAGUCGGUCGCAUCCAGGAUAUCUCGCUGUCUCCGAACUGUAGAGUGCGAGUCUUUGUGCCCGACGAUAACAUGGGCGAUGCGAAGUGGCCAGCGCUAUUGUGGUUUCAUGGAGGUGAGAAUGGCUGAACGAUCGAUCCGGGCGCUGCUGACGAUCAGGCGGGUGGGCAAUUGGCGGGUUAGAUAGCGAGAACGACUUCUGCGCUUAUGUUUGUCAAUGUGAGGACGCCUUCUUUUCACCAGCCUAGAAACUAAUAGCAUCAGCUGUCAAGGCGAUUGUAGUGACCGUCGACUACCGGCUGGCUCCGGAGCACCCAUAUCCUGCAGCUGCUGAAGAUGCCGUGGAAGCACUGCAGUGGCUGAUCAAAGAAGCCACGAAACCGACGAGUCUCAACAUCGACUUCAAUAGGAUUGCCAUAGGUGGGACAUCAGCGUUGGUCUUUUGCAUCAAACAUUCCUUGCACCUGAAGUGAUUCGCUGACGAAUCCGAUUGCAAAGCGGAGGGAAUCUGGCCGCCGUGUUGAUCUUGGAAGCCGCCUGUCUUUUCAGAAGUUUCAAGCCGGUCAUGCAGUUGCUCGUUGUGCCAGUCAUCGACAACACUGCCGUGCCCGGGCGAGGCUGGGUCAACUUGAACGCCCCAUGGCUGACACCGGCAAGAAUGCUGUGGUAUCGAAAUAUGUACCUGCCGAGCGGCGGUCCCCGAGCAGACCUCUCGCGAGAGGACUGGCAAACAUCUCCGAAUUUGGCACCCAAGAAGCUCCUGUCGAAAUGUCCGCAAACGUGGAUCGCGGUCUCGCAGCAUGACCUGCUGGCUACGGAAGCUCUCAGCUUUGCGCAGCAGUUGCGAGAAGUAAACGUUCGAGCAGACACCAAGAUCUAUGAGGGAUCGACGCAUUCCAUACUUGGGUUGAAUGGAGUUUUGUCGAAAGGGCGAGAGCUGAUGGUGGAUGCGGUGUUCGUUUUGAGUAGAGCGUUCCGACCGCAGCACUUUGUACCUUGGCCUUCGCCCGAGGGAUCAGUCUAA
This is a messenger RNA of Lecanosticta acicola, 1201 nucleotides long. The record is from the annotation of a GenBank genome assembly. Lineage: Eukaryota; Fungi; Ascomycota; Dothideomycetes; Mycosphaerellales; Mycosphaerellaceae.